Molecule: messenger RNA, 1324 nt
Organism: Postia placenta MAD-698-R-SB12
Lineage: Eukaryota; Fungi; Basidiomycota; Agaricomycetes; Polyporales; Adustoporiaceae
Exons: 8
Coding region: 5-1171 (388 amino acids)
Biological process (GO): transcription initiation at mitochondrial promoter
Cellular component (GO): mitochondrial DNA-directed RNA polymerase complex; mitochondrial matrix
Molecular function (GO): mitochondrial transcription factor activity
Source: RefSeq, a predicted model, not a curated record
CGCCAUGCAGACUGUGCAUCCCUCAUGGCGUCUCGCACGAUCUCUAUGUCGGACUUGUCGACGAUCAUAUUCGACACAAAAUCAUAUCCCACCCCUGCCACCUCUGUCUGAAUGGAAAACCCUCUUUGGUUCUUCAGCGACAAUUGUGAGAGACAGAGUAUCUGUGAAGUCCCCCGAGACAGCCAGAAGCAUAGUGCAAUCCUUCGUCUCGGGCCAAAGUCCCGCAGCGGGGCAGGGAAAAAUAAUUGUCGAGGCGUUUCCUGGUCCGGGCGCGCUCUCGCGGGCUUUACUGGAGCUGCCAGAGUCUCAUGUGAAGAAGCUCAUCAUCCUCGAGGACAACGAGGACUACCUGAACUACCUGAAGCCCUUAGAAGAUGCCGACUCGCGUGUCAAAGUUGUGCCUUUGUCAGGGUUCGAUUGGGACACAUACUCUCACAUAGAAGAGGCAGGCCUGUUGAAUGAUGUUCAGACCGUUCCCUGGGAAAGCGGCCUACACCCGCAGUUACACUUCAUAAGUCACUUGCAACAUACAGUGAAAGGGGAACAACUGGUCGCACAGUUAUAUCGCUGCAUACCUGAUCGCUCGUGGCUCUACAAAUACGGUCGCGUGCCUAUGAGCUUUGUGCUUAGUGAGUGGGUAUGGGAUCGUAUAGCUGGCAAACCAGGAACUACGAAACGGUGCAAGCUUUCUGUCAUUGCCGAAGGCACCGCAGAGAACAAACUCUCCCUUGGCUCCGGAUCCUUGUUGCCAUAUGAUUCUCACUUCCAUCCAAGCCCAGCUCGAACGGCCGCUGGCCGCCCUGUCGGCCUGCGAAAACCAGGUCAUCCUAUGGUCACAAUGAACGUUGUACCGCAUGCAGAACAGAUAAUCACGAAAGGCAUGCUAGACAAAUGGGACUAUUGUCUCCGGAGAUUAUUUGUGCUGAAGUCCACGCCAUUGAAGAGGGCAAUCAGUUCUCUUGCUCCCGGAGCGCAGUCACUACUCAAACCGAUUUGGGACCCUAGUUUGCCUCGUGAUGAGAGAGUCGAUAUUAACAAGCCUGUCCGCGACUUCACUUUAGCAGACUGGACAAUCCUCAUGCGUGCCUUCGAUGAAUGGCCUUUUGCGCCCGAGGAUUUGAUGAUUAGCGAUGCAUUCACGAGGCAAAAUGCCGUCCGGGUUGUUAUGUGAAACACGCGAUUAGUGGUACACUGAUGAAUAGACUAGGGGUCGCCCACACGGGUUUGAUAAUCAUCGUGCUGCUUUCAGCUCAUCCGGUCCUAUUGUCAGACACUGAACUACUGCCGAAGUAGCGUAUGAUAAAUACAUCCGACAUUUAUCUGC